CUCCAGAGAGCCAAGGCUAAGGCGUACGACCUAGAGGAAGCCAUAGGGCAGUACAAGAAGGGUGUUCACAAGUGGAACCGUAACUGGGACCACAGAGCUUCGCCUGCCGCGGAAGAGACAGACGGUGAGAAGAAAAAGGAGCCCCAGUCGAAGGCCAAACGUCACCUCUUCCUAAUCCGACACGGCCAGUAUGAAAUGUGGCACAAGGACUCAAAACUCAAGAAGCUGACCGAGCUUGGUCGACAGCAGGCCAAGGAGACGGGAGAACGGCUCAGCCUCCUGGGCUAUGACUACUCCAUCCUCUACUUCUCCACCUUGCCCCGGGCCACUGAGACUGCUCAGAUCAUCAGUGAGAGUCUUCCCAAUGUGCCGACUGAGAGUUGUGGCCUGCUCAGGGAAGGAGCUCCGUUCCCUCCGGACCCUCCCUCCAAGAACUGGAGACCUGAUUACAGCGAUUUCUUCCAGGAAGGAUCUCGGAUUGAGGCGGCGUUCUGCCGCUACUUCCACCGCGCCCCUCCCUCGCAGGAGAAGGACAGCUAUGAGAUCUUGGUCUGCCACGCCAACGUCAUCCGCUACUUUGUGUGCAGGUAACCUGGAACUGCACUCGGUGAAUUUCAGCUGCUAAAACAGGAGAGUAUGGGGGUAUUACAUGCUUUCCCUCCUACACUGAAGUUAACAGCUUUCUGGUGUUAUUACAGGAGUUGAGUAACCAACCCCAUAUCCCUCCCUCUUCCUUCCUCUCUUUCACCUUCUCGCUGUCACUCAGGGCUCUACAGCUGCCACCGCAGGCCUGGAUUCGCAUGACGCUGGCCCAUGGCAGUAUCACGAGGCUCACAAUCAGACCCAACGGCAGUGUUUCUCUCUACGGUCUCGGUGACUGCGGCCACUCCUCUCAAGACAAGAUCACGUAUUCGUGAACGAUUCACGAUCACUCCUCUAGAACUGUGUUGAACAGCAGUGUGUGCUGAGUUUCGAAAUUUUGCAGGCUGGCAUAUCACUUGCAACCAAUCUUUAGAGUGAUUUUUCAUUGAUCUUUUACCGUAUAAAUGCAAUACAUUUGUGUGGCGAGUGAACUAUAGUAUAUUAUAAUAGAGCGAGAAAUUUGCCAUGUUCACAUUGAC
This is a messenger RNA of Geodia barretti, 1121 nucleotides long. Lineage: Eukaryota; Metazoa; Porifera; Demospongiae; Tetractinellida; Geodiidae. The record is from the annotation of a GenBank genome assembly.